Malaya genurostris is the source of this 1266-nucleotide messenger RNA. RefSeq names its product pupal cuticle protein 20-like. Lineage: Eukaryota; Metazoa; Arthropoda; Insecta; Diptera; Culicidae. Gene Ontology annotation, molecular function: structural constituent of chitin-based larval cuticle. The transcript has 4 exons. The coding region runs from base 183 to 1148 and encodes 321 amino acids. The record is from RefSeq and is a predicted model, not a curated record. Gene Ontology annotation, cellular component: chitin-based extracellular matrix.
UAUGCUCAAAGGAGUACAUUUCGAAUUGUGCCUUCUUUUGUGCAACUAAGUGAUAUCCUGCGGAGUGUUUUUCGUGGGUAAUCGAGGUGAUAUCCCUCCGCGUUGCCAGCUAGUUUGUAGUAAUAGGACUAAGUUUCCUGAAGUGUGUCUAGUGAUACAGUGAUAAGCUACUACCUUCCAGAAUGAAAAUUAUUAUAUUCACUGCCCUUAUAGCGGUCUGUUCGUGUGCCCGUUUAGACAAUAACUACCUGCCACCGCCAGGAGCAGCAUCCGCCGGAGGGGGACCCGGGCUGACGGCUCCAUCGGCAGGAGGAUUCGGGGCAAAACCACCUGGUGGUGGACAUGGUGGUGGAGCAGGAGGAUUUGGUGGACGACCUGGAGCAGGAGCAGCACCCCCUAGCCGUCCCGCACCAUCGUAUGGACCUCCAUCCGGAGGCUUUGGAGGUGGUGCGCCUUCUUCAUUCGGUGGUGGAGCAUCUUCGGGAGGUUUCGGAGGUGGGGCUUCCUCAGGUGGUUUCGGAGGUGGUGCUCCUGCUGCCCCAGCAGCUCCCGCUGGUCCACCAAUAGAGAUUAUUUCUUAUGAAAACGAAAACAACGGCGAUGGCAGCUACAAAUUUAGUUACGAAACUGGCAAUGGAAUCAAGGCCCAAGAGCAGGGAGAAGUGAAAAACAAAGGAUCGGAGAACGAAAUCCAAUCCGUGCAGGGAUCAUUUUCGUACACAUCUCCCGAAGGUCAGGUCAUCACGUUGACAUACGUAGCUGAUGAGAAUGGAUUCCAACCGCAAGGAGAUCACCUUCCUACUCCACCACCAAUCCCAGAAGAAAUCCUGAAGGCUCAGCAAGCUCACGCUGCUGCUCAUGCGAGUGCGGCCGCUGCUGGAGGUGGUAGCUCGGGUGGUCACGGUGGUGGUGGUGCUGGGGGAUAUCCAGGAUCAGGACCCGCUAGCACGGGAAGUGGUGCUGGAGCCGGAUACCCAUCGGGAGGCGCACGACCUAGCGCUGGAUAUCCUGGAUCGGGACCUGCCAGCACAGGAGGUGGCUCUGCAGCUGGAUACCCAUCGGGAGGACCACUGGCUGGGGCACGACCUGGAAACGGACGUCCCUCGGGAAGUGGUUCGUUCAGUCCGCAGUCGGGAUACAAGUAUUAGUAUUAAAAAUUCAAUUAGCGAAAAGUUACCAUCACUAUCCGGUCUAACAGAACUGUAAAUAAAUCUGAAGUGGAGCAAACUGGCGGAGCUAUAAAUAAAGAACUCAGAAUGAAACAUA